Messenger RNA from Cotesia glomerata, 793 nucleotides. It is a transcript of the gene eIF1A, whose product is annotated as eukaryotic translation initiation factor 1A, X-chromosomal. Gene Ontology annotation, cellular component: cytoplasm. NCBI's taxonomy places the organism in Eukaryota, Metazoa, Arthropoda, Insecta, Hymenoptera, Braconidae. Gene Ontology annotation, molecular function: translation initiation factor activity; RNA binding. The coding region runs from base 142 to 585 and encodes 147 amino acids. The transcript is spliced from 5 exons. Gene Ontology annotation, biological process: translational initiation. The record is from RefSeq and is a predicted model, not a curated record.
GUUUCUCAAGUUGGUCAAGGUUCGAGGGGCGAGCCAUUUUCUUCUUUCAUGAUUAGUCGCAUGGUGUGGUAGUAGUCUCUGUAUAUUCGCAACAGUUAUUAUCAGUAAAUUAUUUAUUUGGUGUCAUAUUAAAAUCUCACCAUGCCGAAGAAUAAGGGAAAGGGAGGUAAAAACAGGAGGAGAGGAAAGAAUGAAAAUGAAACAGAGAAAAGAGAGUUGGUAUUCAAAGAAGACGGACAAGAAUAUGCUCAAGUGACAAAAAUGCUUGGAAACGGUCGACUCGAAGCUAUGUGCUUUGAUGGAGUCAAACGACUGUGUCAUAUUCGAGGAAAACUACGUAAAAAAGUCUGGAUCAACCAGGGUGAUAUUAUAUUGAUUGGACUCAGGGAUUACCAAGAUGCUAAGGCUGAUGUUAUCUUGAAAUAUACCGCAGAUGAAGCUAGGAAUCUCAAGACCUACGGAGAAUUCCCAGAAACUGUUCGUAUUAACGACACCGUCACGUUCGUGGAAGAUGGAUUUGAUGAAGAUAUUGAGUUCGGUGAUGAAGUUAUUAGUUCAGAUGACGAUAACGUAGAAAAUAUCUAAUGAGUCAUAAAGGAAUAACAAGAAAAGUAGUAGGAAAUAAAAUCUACAAAAAUAAAUAAGAUCGGUUGAACCUCAACAAUUUAAUCUGGUCAAAAAAUUGAAUUAAAUAAAUAAAUAAAAGGAAGCAAGUAAAUCUUUAACUUCCACGUGUAAAAGUAAUUGUAUCUAUAAAAUAAACUAUCAUUUUUUUCGUUUACUUUUUCAUAAA